Castor canadensis (American beaver) is the source of this 968-nucleotide messenger RNA. It is a transcript of the gene Mrpl50, whose product is annotated as mitochondrial ribosomal protein L50. Gene Ontology annotation, cellular component: mitochondrion; mitochondrial large ribosomal subunit. The record is from RefSeq and is a predicted model, not a curated record. NCBI's taxonomy places the organism in Eukaryota, Metazoa, Chordata, Mammalia, Rodentia, Castoridae.
CUCGUCGAAGAUGGCGGCGCGGUACGUGUCCGGUGUUUCGAGAAGAUCCUUGACGUGGACAGUCUCACGGGCGACGCGCAGAGAAUUUUGGUCCCAAUCCAGAAAAGAGAAAGAACCUUCAGUGGCAGAGACAGUAGAAGAGGUGAAAAAAGAGCCUAUUCCAGUGUGUCCACCCUUACGAAGUCGAGCAUACAUACCACCUCAAGAUCUGCAGAGUCGUUUGGAGUUCCGUCUUAAAGAAGUUUUUGAUUCACCUCUUCCUAGUAAUUGGCAGGACAUCUCCCUGGAGGAUGGUCAUAAGAAGUUCAGUCUCUUGGCACAUUUAGCUGAUGACUUGGGCCAUGCGGUGCCCAACUCUAGGCUUCACCAGAUGUGCCGGGUCAGAGAUGUUCUCGAUUUCUAUAAUGUUCCCGUUCAAGAUAGGUCUAAAUUUGAUGAACUUAUUGCCAGUAACUUACCUCCUAAUUUGAAAAUCACUUGGAGUUACUGAACAGUUCAGAAGAUGGACUCAAUGAAAUCAUUUCUCUUGAACAAGGCGAAUGCUUGUUAGAGCUAAGAAUACAUUCUCUCUCUCUCUCUCUCUCCCUACCCCCACUUCCUCCUGUACUAAAUCAACCCAAAAAAAAAACCCCAAAACAGGGUUUUUUUGUUUUUGCAUUACCUGAAAUGGUUUUUUAAACACAGCCAAGUAAUUAAUAAUUUAUGGAAAUUUUCUUCAGAGGACACUAUAACUUGGGUUUAAGAUAGGAGCCAUUACAAAUUCACAUGUUGUCUUUACUCUUCCUAGGCAUAAAGUGGUAAUUGUAAGAAAAUGUCCUAAACCUAUUAGGAUUCUUAAAUCUGAGACGAAAUUAUUAUAUAUAGGACUUAUGCAAAUAAGAAAACUUGUAUUAGAUUACAUAUUUAAAAGAAACAUAGAAGUCUGUUGUGUAUUACAGAAAGUUGUUUCUUUCACUGUUUUACUGCAU